Molecule: messenger RNA, 1065 nt
Organism: Uncinocarpus reesii 1704
Lineage: Eukaryota; Fungi; Ascomycota; Eurotiomycetes; Onygenales; Onygenaceae
Exons: 4
Coding region: 1-1065 (354 amino acids)
Source: RefSeq, a predicted model, not a curated record
AUGCCUAUUAUUGGCAUGGUCUUUUUUGGGCGUCGCGAUCGAGUCAAGACUUUGCAUUGCUAUCUGGAGCGUAAUCUCGUGGAUAACGGCGGAUGGCUCGACGAGAUUGAAUUCAUCGCCAACACGGACAUCAAGCAGGAUUUGGAGUUUCUCGACGAGAUCAUAAAACGCUCUCCACGGUACAAGAAGGUGCUCCUUGAGAACCCUGUCUCGGGGCCGGAACAAACCAAACUUUGGAGAAACGUCAAGAGGGGGACGAUGUAUAUCAAGCUAGACGAUGACAUUAUGUGGUUGGCCGAUGAUGCGAUUCCCCGAAUCGUUACCACGAAGUUGAGGAAUCCCGACGCUCUCGCUGUCUCCGCAAACGUUAUCAAUGACCCUCCACUGAGCUUUCUACACUAUCACCAUGACGCCUUGCAUCCAUAUUUUCCUGAGAUCCCGUCAUCGCCAAAGGGCCGCCGAAAAAAAGCACCGGACAUCUCUGAUAACGGAUUCAUGAGGCGCUCGCUUCCCCCCUGGCGCCCAUCCAAGCAUCCGUUUUGGCAGGGUCCUGCUGAUUUUCAAUGGUCACUCGAAGACCAACCGCCAAACGACGGCCAUCGCUGGCUGCGCGUUCAAGACGACAAGGCUCUGAAUCGUACGCCAGUUGCUAAAUUAACAUACGACUUUUGGGGGCCGACCUAUGAUAGCUGGGCUAUUGCUGCGCAGCAGCAUUACUCGUUGCUAGAGAACAUCGAAAAGCAUACUGUUGACAAGUAUAAAUUCUCUCCUCCGUGGAACAUGCAUGGAGAGCGAAUCAGGAUCAACGCUCUCGCAGUAUUAGGCGAUGAUGUGCUGGACACAGACGUGCACAACUGGUCUAGUGAUCGCAGCGACGAAGACAUGCUCACAUUGGAUUUACCCAAACAGCUUGGAAGAAAUGUCCUAAUUGAAGGCAAUGCCCUCGUGUCACAUUUCAAUUUCAAGCAUCAAGACGCUCUUUCGAAAACGGAUCUUCUCGAUAGAUAUUAUUCGUAUGCAUCAGAAAAUAUUUGUGUCCAGCCGUUCCUAUCGCCUGUAGAAUAA